This is a messenger RNA of Capra hircus (goat), 1459 nucleotides long. It is a transcript of the gene DFFA, whose product is annotated as DNA fragmentation factor subunit alpha. Bases 95 to 1084 code for a protein of 329 amino acids. The transcript has 6 exons. Lineage: Eukaryota; Metazoa; Chordata; Mammalia; Artiodactyla; Bovidae. The record is from RefSeq and is a predicted model, not a curated record. Gene Ontology annotation, molecular function: deoxyribonuclease inhibitor activity. Gene Ontology annotation, biological process: apoptotic DNA fragmentation; regulation of apoptotic process; apoptotic process.
CAUUUCCCGGCAUGUCGUGGGGGAUGGAAUUUGGGAGGACUCCCGCGCCUCAGUUUCCCUGACUUCUAGUCGGUCUGGUCCCAUCCUGAAGAGGAUGGAGGUGGCCAGCGGCCCUGCAGCUCCGGAACCCGGCGAGAUCCGGGCUCUAAAGCAGUGUUUGCUGCGCCGCAACAAAAGCCGGGAGCAGCACGGCGUGGCGGCCUCUUGCCUCAAGGAGCUGAGGAACAAGGCUUGUGACAUUCUGGCCAUUGAUAAGUCCCUGGCACCAAUAACCCUGGUCCUAGCAGAGGAUGGCACCAUAGUGGAUGAUGAUGAUUACUUCCUGUGUCUUCCUGCCAAUACUAAGUUUGUGGUAUUGGCUGGGAAUGAGAAGUGGACACACAAUUCAGAUGGAGGUACCGCUUGGAUUACCCAAGAGUCCUUCGACAGAGAUGAAACAGACAGCGGGGCAGGGUUGAAGUGGAAAAAUGUGGCCAGGCAGCUGAAGGAAGACCUAUCCAGCAUCAUCCUGCUGUCCGAGGAGGAGCUCCAGAUGCUCAUUGAUGUCCCGUGUUCGGAGCUGGCUGAGGAACUCGGCCAAAGUCAUGUGGCAGUCCAGGGGCUCCAGAACACCCUCCAGCAGGUGCUUGACCAGAGAGAGGAAGCCCGUCAGUCCAGGCAGCUCCUGGAACUUUACCUUCGGGCUUUGGAGAAGGAAGGUGGCAUCUUGUCAAAGCAGCAAGAGUCCAGAGCUGACCUUGGGGACGAGAGGGAUGCUGUUGACGCAGGCAUUAGAGAGAGCUCCUCCAAAGUUACGCCUGCGAGCCAGAUCCUCUUGGCGCUAAAGGAGAAACCUGCCCCAGAGCUGAGUUUGUCUAGUCAGGAUCUGGAGUUGGUUGCCAAGGAGGACCCUAAAGCACUGGCUGUUGCUUUGAACUGGGACAUAAAGAAGACUGAAGCCGUUCAACAGGCCUGUAAUCAGGAACUUAGCCUACGCCUCCAGCAGGUGCAGAGCUUGCGUUCUCUGAGGAGCAUUUCAGCAAGGAUGAGUUCACUGCCUGGAGACGUGGAGAACCCCAAACGAACCAGACGAGACCCCAUGUAGCUGGUGGCCAGCAACAUGCCAAAGAAAACCUUGGGUUUUGUGUCAGUGUCAGUUAAUACCUUUAGCCUGAUCCUUACAGCUACUUACAUACUCCUCCGCCCCCUGCCUUUCAGAAUGUUCUCCUGGAACAGACUGGAAGACAGGCUUCGGGUCUUCUUCAGAAAAGCCAUUCCAGCUUUCUUUACAUAUUGACCCGUAAGGCUGCACCAGCUCCUCUAAUUGCAAGUUCGUAUGUUCUCUGUGUAAUAGUAGUUGUGAAGGGCAUGGAAAAGAAGCUGUCAUGUGUCAGACCAACUAUUCUUUUUUUUUUUCUUUUCCUUCUACAUCAGACAAAUGGUAUAUCUCUUUCAUGAUAUAAUCUAUGCAACCAUCAUA